AUGGUUGUGAUAGGUUACAAUCUGAUCGAGCAGCUUGCUGCGCUGAAUGGCUCAGAAUGGAGUGUAGCAGGCAUCUUAAACGAGGUUCUACCCGAGCAAAGGAAUUUGUGGGAGGCGAGAUGCUUGCUGAAGCCCGUAUCAUACGAGCGGAACACUCCCGACAGCAAGAAGCGCAUUGUAGCGAGUAUUCACGACACCAGAUUUAAGCGCAGUGGUUCUGUGGCACCAAUACCAGUAGCUGCCUCCAAUACCUUCGCGUUGGCCAACCCUUUCUCCAAGCAACCUGUCCUCACCGCCGAUACUGAUAAUCAACCAAGCUUGGGCACCAUCGGCAACAAUUAUCGUGGGCAUAUCCUUACUCUUUGGGAGGACAAGUUCCGCCGAAAAUGCUUGGCAGUGGAAGAUGUGCUCUUCCUUCUUGCACGCCCGAAUGUUGCUUGUACGUUAGAAAGCGCGAGCUUUCUGCGAGCAACGCAGAUGUCCUAUGAUCAAGUUAUCGAGCUAGAAAUGGCGCUAGCGAUGCUUCGUGAACAAGGGGGGUGGUGCCAUCCUCAUCCUGAUCACUCUCAAGCGUCUGCUGUCUCGCUGUGUGAUAGACUUGCACAGAAUUUAUGGGUUCACGGUCGAACGUUGCCAAUUUCGCGGACUUGCAGCAGCAUGCUCCCCGAGGUGAUAAGAACAAAGCGUUUACCCGCAGUACGAGUGAAGCCCGUACGCAAACGUUACGAGAGACCAACAGUGCAACCCCGGCCUCAAUUGGAAAAUCAAUGUAGCAUGCUCAGCAAAGCAGCUCCGUCGAUAAAUGGUUGCCCACUUGAUAUUCGAGAUUGGGUUCGAGAUCACUGUAUGGAGGAAGUUGUUCGAUCCACUGCCAUGAGGAAGCAUUUUGCUGCCGAAAAGUUAUUGGUAUGGACUCCAUACCUGUGUCUUUAUUGGUUCGCCAAACUCACGCUUUAUUUACCCAGAUAUUUGUCCGCAGACACCUCCACCAAGUCAUUCACCGGCGCUUUAUGUAUUGGCGCCAGCAAACGAUGUGGAUACAAUGUCACCAACAGGCCCGCAGAUUUUGCCGCCUUCUUUCGUCUGUGGGCCAAGUGGAUGGCUACCAUAGCACAGCAACGGGAGUACGAAGCCAUCGCUGCUGCUGUAUACAUUCAAAGUUGGUUUCGCGGAGUGAAAGGCAAGCAAGCUGCAGCUGUUCAUCACCUACAUCGAGCUGCAACAUUGAUUCAAGCUCGUUGGAGAGGGUUUCUUUCACGAAAAAUGUUCAAGCGGAGAAGACGCUUCUUGGCAUACAACCGGGCUGCUCAUCAGGUCCAGCGCUACUACCACUCGUACCUUUUCCGCGUCCGCUAUCUGGAUGCGGCGAACGAGGAGAAGAAUCGCCCGCGCCAAAGCGAAGCGCGACAAACUGUCACGAGCGAGCCACGUGCUGUUCAAUUUCUUUCGGUACACUCAGUUCAUGCGGCGCUUUGGGACGCGCGUGGAGACUGUAUCAAAGCGGAGAACCGCUGCGGCGGUGCUGCUGCAGAACGCGUAUCGGGCUAA
This is a messenger RNA of Phytophthora sojae, 1548 nucleotides long. RefSeq lists its product as hypothetical. Gene Ontology annotation, molecular function: protein binding. The transcript is spliced from 4 exons. Lineage: Eukaryota; Oomycota; Peronosporomycetes; Peronosporales; Peronosporaceae. The record is from RefSeq and is a predicted model, not a curated record. The coding region runs from base 1 to 1548 and encodes 515 amino acids.